Brassica rapa (field mustard) is the source of this 2386-nucleotide messenger RNA. RefSeq lists its product as uncharacterized. Lineage: Eukaryota; Viridiplantae; Streptophyta; Magnoliopsida; Brassicales; Brassicaceae. Gene Ontology annotation, molecular function: zinc ion binding; nucleic acid binding. The record is from RefSeq and is a predicted model, not a curated record.
GGUGUAACGACCCAAUUUCCAGCCCAGUCACUUUGGCCCGCCAGAGCCCGUUAGUGUUGCAGGAAGCCCUUGGUGAGUCCAAUAUAUAAACCAUUAUUGCCAUUAUUUUAUUCCCCAGAAACCCUAAACAUUGUAACUCUACAGAGAUUGAGCCGUCACUCACAUCUGAGAUCGUACCGCCGCCACCACCACGUCCAGAGCCGAGAUCGACCAGUCCACCGCCGAUCCCAGCCGAAGACAACCAUCGUGAUCGUGACGUCGAGACGAGUCCGGACAAGGAAGAUCAGCCGGAGAGUGGCUCAGACGCGCCGUCACGCGCCGCAUUUGUCCCGCAACUUUCCGCGCGUGUAGCUCACGCGCCACCGCCGUCCGUCACACCCGCCGCUUCCCGUCGCCGCCGUUGAUUCCGAUUUGGAGUCUGUUUGAGCAGUUGGAGUUCAUAGCUACUACUUUUCCAUAUUGCUAAGGUGAGACUGACGACUAGGAGAUUGAUCGGACAGCUGGUGCUUUUAGGCGUUUUCCUUUAUUUUAUUUAUCAGACUUAUAUUUAUUAUUUCGACGAUUAUUUCAGUUAUUUCGACUAUGGGAUUUAUGGAUUUAUUUCGUUAUUUAUAUGAAAGUCGACUUUCAGACCUUUUUACGGAUUUGAGAUAUGAAUUGUUGAUUAGUAGCACGCCGGGCUCGAGUGUUAAAGAGACGGGUGUUACAAUUUGGUAUCAGAGCCGAGUUGUGUCUCGGCCCUGACCCGGGACGCCGGUUAGGGGACCUGAUUUUCAAAUUUUUUUAAGUUUUCAACGGUUUUCAAAACUUAGAAGCACCUCUCUGUUCGGUUAUUUUUCAGAAAUCGUUAAUGUCCCGCUUUAACAGAAAUUAAUCGUUUCGUCCAUUAUCUUUUCAGAUGCCACCAAGAAAGGGAACUAAGCGUACUCACACCGUUAGGGUCAGAGCUGAUGCUCGGGAAGUUGUGGAUGAGCAGGGUCCUGCAGGAGGUGUUCAGGCAGAGGGUGUGCAGCCUGCAGCCCCACAGUUUGAUCAGGCUGCGCUCAUGCAGAUUGUUCAGCAGGCAGCUACCCAGGCUGCUCAGGCUGCUAUCCAACAGGUUACGCAGGAAGCUACUCGUGUAGCUGCACAAGAUGCUGCCCGUGUAGCUGCACAGGAGGUUGCCCGUCAGUUGGCUGCUGGUCAGCAGGUUCCACCGCAGCAGAUUCCACCACAGCAGAUUCCACCGCAGCAGAUUCCACCUCAGCAGGUUCCACCGCAGCAGAUUCCACCGCAGCAGAUUCCACCUCAGGUUCCUGUGCAGGGGGUUCCAGGACAGCAGCUUCCUCAGGGUUUGCAGCCACCAAUACCACCACCUCCACCUUUACCGGUUUACCGGGUAUAUGAUGAGAGAUUUUACAGACUCACGACUCAGAUGCGGAACAUGGAUAUGGAGCAUUUUGGGGGAACAGUGGAUGCUACAGUUGCAUAUGAUUGGAAGCUUGGUCUGCAACGGAAAUUGGAGAUUAUUGAGUGUCCACCAGAGGUUUCACUUAGGUUGGCUAUGCAGUACCUACGUGGAGAUGCACUUGUGUGGUGGGAGGGAGUACGAUUGGGCCAUCGUGGGCCUGAUCCGCUUACCUUUGCAGAUUUUAUCCUGGAGUUCGAUAGGAAGUACUUCCCAAAAGAAGCUAUGGAUAAAAAGAAGAGUGACUUCGAGCAUGUGAGCCAGGGUGGCAUGACAAUCAGGGAGUAUGAGGUUGAGUUCAACCGACUUCGUAGGUUUGCAGGAGGUGGUAUUACUGAGGAAGACCUGAUUAGGAAGUUUUUGAGUGGGAUGCGAGUCGACAUUCGCAACAGAUGUCGUGUCGUCACUUACCACAGAUUGGGAGAUUUGGUAGAGAAAGCUGCUGAGCAGGAAGCAGGUUUGGCAGAGGAGCAGAAGCUCCUCAAAUCAUCUCAGACUAAGUCUGGAAAGACUGAUGAGUCUCAGAGGAGGACCAAGGACCAGUCGGAGGCACCGUAUUGUGCUCGUUGUCGUCGUCAUCACAGCGGAGAGUGUCCCAAGUGUUUUACUUGCGGAAGGUGGGGACAUUUGUCAAAGUAUUGUCGGGUGAGACCAGCGGAUGCGACUUCGGCUAGUCAGGUUGCAGCACCUACAGCAGGAAACAGGGUUUGUUACAAUUGUUAUGAGCCCGGUCAUAUUGCCAGAGAGUGUCCAAAGAAGGGGCAACCAACGCUCCCACCAGCUAAGCGUCAAGCCGUUGCUCCACGUGUGUAUGCCCUAGGAGAGGCCAAUGGAGCUGAGCCGAUAGCCGGUACGUAUCUUUGCCACACUCGUUUCUCUUGAGAGCUAUUGUGGUUGUGAUUACUAUGUAUAGUUAAAAAAAUUAUGUGUAGGAUCGGU